Messenger RNA from Petromyzon marinus (sea lamprey), 2956 nucleotides. RefSeq names its product phospholipase ABHD3-like. Gene Ontology annotation, molecular function: acetylesterase activity; monoacylglycerol lipase activity. The record is from RefSeq and is a predicted model, not a curated record. Gene Ontology annotation, biological process: medium-chain fatty acid biosynthetic process; medium-chain fatty acid catabolic process. Lineage: Eukaryota; Metazoa; Chordata; Hyperoartia; Petromyzontiformes; Petromyzontidae.
CCUCCCUCUGAUCUGGCAAAGCCGCCGGGCAGCCUGGCUCAAUGGACGUCAGGCCGCUGCCGUGUGUGGCCGGCACGGCGUAGUGAUGUGCGCGCCGCGUCCCACCUGGCAGCAGCAACAGCAGCAUGCUGGCGCUGUCGCUGCUGGCGGGCUGCCUGUCCCUCUACAUGCUGCAGUAUUUUCUCAGAGUCGUCAAGAAACCAAUCCUAGUUGGCGGGCAGGGCUUUUGCCAAUUCCUUGAGAGCCACUGCCCCAUCGUCAACAAGCCAUACUACCCGACCUUCUGGUGCUAUGGAGGUCGCAUUAUGACAUUGAUGAGGCCACUACUCAAGCGACACAUUCACAUCUCCUACCGCAGUGAGUUAAUAAAUACCCCAGAUGGCGGCGAGUUAUCGCUGCACUGGCUGGACAACAAUAAAGCCACUGUCUACCCUGAUCCCCUGUUGCGUCCCACGAUAGUUUUUCUGCCGGGGUUGACAGGUGGCAGCGAAGAGAACUAUAUAGUAUCGCUGGUGCGGAAAGCUGAGAUUCGGGGUUACAGGUGCAUCAUAUUUCAUAACAGAGGACUCGGAGGAACAAGGCUUCUGACCCCAAGAACGUAUUGUGGUGCAAAUACAGAAGAUUUGGAAACUGUGAUACAACAUUUUAAAUCCCUCUACCCAGCGUCACCACUGAUAGCUGCUGGAAUAUCACUCGGAGGUAACAUCGUACUCAACUACGCUGGGAAGUCGGGAGACAAAAGUGAACUUGUGGCGGCGUUUGCGGUUUCGCCAUCCUGGAACGCCGAGCUGUCCAUUUCCUACCGCUGGCUGGACUGGCUUAUUUUCAACCACUACGUGAUGAAACACUACCUGAGAUAUGUGCGCCGCCAUAGAGAAGUCUUGGAGAAGAGGUUCGAUGUGGAUCACAUUUUGAAGGCCAAGUCUGUCUGGGACUUCGAUGACCGGUUAACGGCGCCAAUGUUUAAUUACGAGACGACGCAGCAGUACCACCACGACGCCAGCCCUUGCUACCGAAUAAAGGACAUGCGAGUUCCAGUGCUGGUGCUCAGCUCGGAGGAUGACCCCUUCAAUCCCAAGUGCUCAUUGCCACUAGAGGAUGCCAGAGGAUCUUCCAACCUGGCCUUGUUGGUGACCACACACGGGGGCCACAUUGCCUUUCUGGAGCAUCUCGUUCCUCGGGAUGACAACUACAUGGAUCGUCUCUUCGACGAGUUUAUCUCGGCGGUGUUUGAAAACUCGGACCAACUCAGAGCAGCAAUUGAUCAGCCUCAGCAGUGAGACAUUUGUGCAUACCCGGUGGCGGUUUUUACGUCACGGCUAACAUUGCCACGUUCCAUUGCCACGUUCCAAAUAUAGCUACUUCCCCCCCCCACUCGAUAAUUGGCAAUGAUAUGAUCUGACAGAUGCCAACACUACAAAUGUUUAUUUGCUUGAACAUUGCAAUGUGCCUUUGGUAACUGAGGUUCAUCUCAAAGGGAGAGGGUUGUGAACGGAGAGAUCGAUCAUUGGGAAAUCUGUUCUUGUGACCAAAUCGCGUCGGAGCCACAGUCUGCUCAACAGAUUGGAAUGGGAGUGCGUGCACAAGUCACGUUUUUGGCGCUGUGCUAGAGAGCGUUUUAAUUCUCAGAACACCGAUUAUGUUUACUGUAAUUAGUCGAACGGACCGAAUUUUGGAAAGAAUGUUGAUGUGGUGUCGGCAACUGGAUGCUCUCGUGAUCCACGUGGAAUCGCUCCUAAUUCUUAAUCAACCCCUCACAUUUUCUGAAAUGCCAAUUGGUGCCCCGCACAAUUUUGGUGCCCUACAAAAACCUAAUAAUUCAACCUCAUUGUGUAUUGAAAAGUUGAUAGUUUGUGUUUGAACCAUAGCUUGCCAAAUACUAACCAUGCUCAGUAUUGUUAUCAUGGUGCAUGCAGUUGUAAUUGGCAUUAGGACAGAGCUUCAUGGGAAAGUACUUAAAUGCUUCAGUGCAUGAGUGUUAAGCACAUGGUUUUUAUUGUGAUCAUGGGUGGAGGAGUUAACUUAUUACAUUUUAAAGGUGUAUUUCGCAGCAUGGGUGUACUGUCUAAAACGUUCUCGUAAUAUAUUGCCUACGUGUGCGUCAAACUAUUUUUGAAAAUGUGGUUGCUUAAACAACAGGGUUUGAUAUGCAGUGAAUGCUUUUCUUGUUUACCCUGAUUUUUAAUGGCCUAAAAAUAAUGCUUGUGGAACUGAAAGAUAGCCAAUGCCAUGUUAAAGAUGUUGCAUUUGACUUUUCUUCAUGAAGACACAUCACAAAGUGGAAACCAUGCUGAAUGAAUACAUUCUCAAAUGGGUUUUAAAUGGAAAGUAUUACCAUAUUGAUUGUCAAUGCCUUGGCUUAAUUAUUGUGUUGCAUCAAUAUGCAUCUCUGUAGGAAAAAAAAGUGGUGCCAUGCAAUUUGCCUGGUGAGGUAUUUGCUAUUACAGCAGUAUAUUUGCGUGUGGUGUAAUUCUAUAUCGUGUGUGAAUGUUGGUCAUGUGCGACUACGAAUUUUCUUGUGAAAAGUUGUAUAAUUCACUCCUUUCGUGUCCAUUCCUUGGGUUGCUUUGCCAUUUUACCAUCUUCUCGCGCGUGUCUUGUGUUACCCGUGCUUUGAUCACGGUAUGAAAAUACACAAACACAAAUAUAACAUCACGUUUUAUUGUCUCUGCAUCGUGAGAGAUCAAAAUUUACGACCUCCACGUUCCCCCAUUUUUUGACCUCCACAAUCCUCGGGUGUUGUGGGUUGUCGUGUUUUGUACACUCGUAAUUUUACUCUUAGUUCUCGUGGAGAAGGUGUCCCCCUGUCCCCCCCCCCCCCCCGAGUCGUUUUUAACGUGUCACGCCGUCAAGUGAGUGAGACGCUUAUGGUGGUGCUGUUCUGUCAUUUUUUUUUUAUUAUUUCGCCAAAGGCGCGUAAUCGCAAAUAAAAUCGGCCACCUGGCCCCGACUCGUG